Messenger RNA from Alosa sapidissima (American shad), 1021 nucleotides. It is a transcript of the gene gemin8, whose product is annotated as gem (nuclear organelle) associated protein 8. Gene Ontology annotation, cellular component: SMN complex. Gene Ontology annotation, biological process: spliceosomal snRNP assembly. Bases 247 to 876 code for a protein of 209 amino acids. The record is from RefSeq and is a predicted model, not a curated record. The transcript has 4 exons. NCBI's taxonomy places the organism in Eukaryota, Metazoa, Chordata, Actinopteri, Clupeiformes, Clupeidae.
UUCGUCAGACGCUGCCAUGCUUCGAAAACACCACCAGAGGUCACUCAUUCCUGACCAAAGUGAAAUGAACCUUGCCUGCAAUCCUUCCUCUAUGGUGGCUUCUUGUGAUGGUCUGCACCUCGUUUCUGGCAGUUUGUUUUCCUGCAGUCUGUUUUGUUGAACCUGGAGCUGAAUGGGUGAUGACUAAGUAGUACUGAAUACGCAGGACUUUACAGUUGGAUCUUAACUUUGAUAGGUAUUCCCAAAAUGGCCAGCUCUGGAUACCCAGGCAGCUGGUAUGAUCAUCCCCUGUAUGCACGCUAUUGGCAGCACUACGACCAUGCAAUGAACUGGUACCAGAAACACCGGCGAGCAUAUAGGAAAGCUAUUGAAGCUGCUUAUGGUCCUAUGGCUCUUCCUACCCGCAAUAGAAAUAUUCCCACCCACUCAGGCCGGCACAUGAGGGGUUCCGGGCACUCAAGGUACGAGGAGAGGGAUCGGUCUGGCAGUGAGAAGGAAGAGGACUCUUCAGAGAACUCAGAGAGUGAGAUUGAGUGUGAUGUCACCAAUAUGGACAUCUCCGAGGAGCUCCGCGAGUACUUCGCUCAUACUGAACGCCAUAGGGAAGAGCGGAAGCGACAGCAGGAGGAGGAGGCAGUUCGGCACGAGGCCUACGUUUUCGCCGAUCAAGACCUGCGUAGAUCGGCAACAGAUGGCUGCUCCGUCUCGGCCCCCCUGGAGCGUCCAGGGGAGAGGAGGAGUGCGGAGAUGAAGAGACUGUACGGGGAGAACGCAGCACGCAUCCAGGCCAUGGAGACGGCCAUGCAGCUCAACUUUGAUCGCAACUGCGACCGCCUGCAGCCUAAAUACUGGCCCGUGAUUCCGCUGAAACUGUGAGGCCUCUGUUCUAGUCAAGCCCAGACUCACUGAACUGAUAUUUUUUAUAUGUGUAUUGACCUUGUUUGUUUUUCAUGUCUUUGGGUGACCAAAUAAAGGUGAUAGCUGGCACCAGCUACUAGAAUAUGGUGAUGAUCUGGUUAAA